AUGAAACUUUAUAUCUGUAAAAAUAUCUUGUUAACACUCUGCUUGGUGUUUUCACUUUUACCGUUCAUCCAUGCUUUGGAUGAGAUUUCUCUCAAAUUCCGUCAAACUUCACUCUCAUGUAAGAGAAAUGUUCAAUACUCUACUCCAGCCAAUCAAGUGACAUUUACUUCAGGAACCACAUGUGAUUUCAAUGUCACUACCAAGGCAUCCUUGUCCACUUUCACUGGCUUAAAGUUCGAGGCAUCAGUUGCUACAUUGCCAAUGAUUAAAAUGGCAGCAAGUGCUGGUUUCAAAAUUCAAUUAGGAAACAAGUUGGCUCCAUUGACAAUUAAUAUUGAUACUGGUGUUGCUUUUGGUUUUGAUUCGAUUUUUGAGUAUUUGGAUAAUGAUGGUACUCCUGGUUAUCAACCAAAUACUGCUGAUUCAAUUGUUAAGGAGUAUUCACUUGUUGGAUUGUCAUGGAAGGUUAUUUCUGUAACCAAGACAGAUUUGACAAGUGAUGGAAGUGCUGCUGUGUAUAAGGCUGUUUCAAGUGUUGAUAUUCCUAAUUUCUGUACAGUUACAUUCACUGGAUUCAUUACUACUAAUGAAGUUUCAUUUGAAUCCAAGACACUUGUCAGUAGAACUGUCACUCAAGUUUUGGUCCCUUCAUCUUUCAAAUCUUCAUUAGAAAUCACUGGAAUUAAAUAUUCCAAUGCCAAUUCCAAGUUAGGUAUCAGCACUUUGGUUGCAUUCAGAGGUGCAAUCUUUGAGAAACCACGUGCAAGAAACAUUUUGGCUGAAGAAAGACCAGACACAGCCACAUCAGAUCAAAAAGUCAUUCAAUUCAAUCAGACAAGUUUCUUCUCUUCAUGGAAUUUGCCAGACGGUUUUGAAUUACCAAAUCCAUACUUGUCAUUCCAAACCUUUGUUUCCAAAUAUAGUACAUUGAGUGCUGGAAUUACAAAGAGUCAAUUGGUGACAACUGCUUUGAAAUCUGAUUUUUCACUUAAUGCUGCAACAAGUGCAUUGAAGAAGGAUUUAACAUUUGCAAGUGUUGUUAGAUUUUAUGCUUCAUUGACUGAAAGAGUUGAUAAUUUGAAUUGGGAUCCUUCUCUUGGUGCUGAGGAUAAAUCUGCAUCAGGAACUGUUUCAAGUGCAAGUAGUGUCAAGAUUGGAAGUAUUGUUGUCAUUGCUGUUUUGGCAUUGUUUGGAAUCUUGUUGUAAAUAGAGUCUAAAGUACUUUUAAUAAUCCGUUAAUAAAAAACCAGAUUCUUGCCCC
Molecule: messenger RNA, 1261 nt
Organism: Naegleria gruberi
Lineage: Eukaryota; Heterolobosea; Eutetramitea; Acrasida; Naegleriidae
Exons: 2
Coding region: 1-1206 (401 amino acids)
Source: RefSeq, a predicted model, not a curated record